AUCCCAUCGGAUCGGCACAAUCGUGUAUUGACUUCUACAUGAGACAAGAUCACGGACCUGUGUGGGAGAACCCAAAGCAGAGCAGAGUUGAAGAGUACAUCUUCAUGGGUCAAACAUGGACGUAUGAACUGGUUGCAAAGGAUAUGAAUCUAGCUGACAACAUCACCAUCACGCCGAUUGGUUUGCCGUCGGGAGCUGCUGUAACGCCUGUGUAUCGGGAUUCAAACUCACAAUCUAAUAUUGUUUCGAUGAAUGUGACUUGGGUGCCUCCUCCAAAGUCAGGCGGGGAAGUACGCGACUUCUGCUUCCAGGCAUCUGAUUACCUCAACGGCAAGAACGGAGGAGGUUCCUCACAGGUUUGCUUUGAACUGAGGAUACCAAAGUGUCUUUACAUGGUGAGGACUGGGGAUACUCUUAAAUCGAUUGCAGCAAACUUCAGCACGAGUUGGCUGCAACUGUGGGCGCUGAACAAGGGUAUCUCGAAGCCAGAAGGCUAUGGACUUGAGGGGGGGAUCACUGCCGGGCAGCUAAUCAACGUCGGUCAGCUCGUGCUCAUCAAUCCGGGUGAUACUCUGGAGAAGCUCGCGGCGAAAUUUGGUACGACCAUGCGGCUCAUCCUGGACAUGAACCAGGACAUUACACCCUUACAACCGUUGGUGGUUGGGCAGCACGUAUGCGUCAUCCCCAGCAGCUGUGCAGAGAGGGCUCUGUAAUUGUUGUUGUCUC
Molecule: messenger RNA, 726 nt
Organism: Guillardia theta CCMP2712
Lineage: Eukaryota; Cryptophyceae; Pyrenomonadales; Geminigeraceae
Exons: 2
Coding region: 39-713 (224 amino acids)
Source: RefSeq, a predicted model, not a curated record